This is a messenger RNA of Prorocentrum cordatum, 2647 nucleotides long. The record is from the annotation of a GenBank genome assembly. NCBI's taxonomy places the organism in Eukaryota, Dinophyceae, Prorocentrales, Prorocentraceae.
CCCGAGCCGGCCCGCGUCGGCGUGGAGGCGAGCUGCCACGGCAGCCCCGCGCGCGGCGCGGGCGAGCUGCCGCGGCCCCACACCCGCUGUCGCCCGCGACGCCCGCGCGUGGGGAGGGCGCUGCCGGCGCCCUGGGCUCGCCCGGCUCGCCUCGCGGCGCGCGGGCGGGGAGCUCGGAGGGCAUGGCGCGGGACCCGGCGGCGUUCCUCAUGCAGGCCCUGGAGCCCUUCCUGCAGCCCUCCGCGGGCGCGGUGCAGGACCAGGUCCGCAGCCUGGUGUCGAAGACCGUGCAGGUUGCCGAGGCGAGGGCGAGGUCGGGCGCCGAGGGCGAGCGGUCGAGGGCGCUGGAGAGCUUGCGCGCCACGCAGCAGGAGCUGCAGGCCAUGCAGCUGGAGCUGCAGGCCACCGAGCGCAACCGCGCGGAGCUGGCCGUCCUGCUGGAGGCGACCAUCGCCGCCUCGCCUGCCGCCCAUGGCAGGGCGGCGCAGCUGGAGCGCAGCCACUGGGCGGCCGUGAGGAUCCAGGCACAGUGGCGGAGGUGCCGCGCGCGGCGGCGGCGCGGCCUGUGGUGCCGGGCGCACGACCCCUACGACGCGAUCGUCUGCUUCGACUCGCUGUCGUCCACGAUAGACGCGGACAGCCUCAAGAUCAGCAUCUUGAGGUGGGCGCAUUCUGCUUUUGAGAUCGGUCAGGCCCAGAUGGAGGGAGUUCGCAUCGUGGCGCACAUGGGCUUGUUCGACAAGGGGAAGACGUUCUUGAUCAACCAGCUGUAUGGCAAGAACCUGCCGUCCGGAAAGCUGCACGAGACCUCAGGCCUUAGUAUAGUGUACGUUCCGCAGCUGCGGUUCCUGGUCAUCGACACCAAGGGUCUGCAGGCCCCGGUGUCGUACAAGAAGAGGGGCGUCGAGCAGCUGGUGGAUGCGAGCCAGACAGAAGUGUUCUUGUUUGAGCUGGUGUCGCGAAUCGCCCACUACAUUGUCUUCGUUGUGAAUGACUUCACCUGGCCCGAGCAGAGGCACGUGGUGCAGCUGCACCAGAAGUACGUGCAGAGCAAGCGGGAGAACCAGCUCAUCGUGCUGCAUAACCUGCGCACCACGAGGAGCGUCCGCGAGGCGACCGAGCUGUUCUGCAAGCAGGUCGCCUCCAAGUACGAGGGCGUGGACAGGGGCGAGCUGGGAGGCCUGAUCUUCACUGUGGACGAGUCUCCCCGCAUCCACCACAUCGGGCUCGCGGAGCAGGGAUCCCCCGCGGGCAUCAAGUUCAACCAGAAGAACAGGGCCCAUCUGCUGCAGCUCCUGGAUCAGCUGGAGGGCAUUGGCGAGCGCUCCAGGUCCUUCGCCAGCCUUCUCCAGGAGAACUUCGCCCAGCUGCUCCCCGAGUUCAUAUACCUCGAGUCCUCCACCGGCGAGCGGCAGGACGGCUCUGGGCUGGCGGUGCUGUGCCAGCUGGAGCCCCCCUCGGCCGCCGCGUGCGGCGCCGGCGACCUGGAGCCCGACGAGGAGCGCGACCCGACGGUGUACAGGUCGGCGGGCGUGCUGAAGUUGCAGAUCCCGGACAACAGCGUCGCCCACAUGAAGACCGAGGGGGUGUUCUCGGAGUUCUGCGAGCUGGUCGCGCAGGACGUCACCUUCAAGCCGCCCCCGCCCAACUUCUACGAGCAGCGCCUCAAGGACAAGCUGGUCCGGGUGGUCGAGUUCGAGGUGCCUGGGGUCUGGAGGAAGGACAUCAAAUUCCGCAAGGGCAACCGCGGCUACUCUGUGAGCAUGGUCAGGGCCAAGGACGAGUCGCUCGGCCGCUUCGGCGUGUGCAGCAGGUUCCCAGCGCCGCGCAUCCCGACUGGCGAGUUCGUCUUCGACCUGUUCUUCGACGACGGCAUCUGGGACCUCGACGGCGGCCGAGAGGGCGUUACACACGAGAACGGGAUGCUGCGCAUCCAGCUGAAGCAGGACCUGCAGGGCGAGAUCUUCUCUUUGGACGACCUCUGAGAUGACAUGCCCUUCCCUGGCGACCUUGGCGCGUGGAUUUCGAGCAGCCGUGACCGCGGCCGCGCCCACGCAGUGCGAUUUGCAUUCUCCGAGUGGGGCGUCAGGUCCAGGUCUCCGCGCCGUCCUGGAGGGAAGCGCGGGUCAGAGGUGGUGGUCAGGGGCAGCGUUAGGGGGGACAGCCCCCCCCCUACCUUACCCCCUCAGAUGGGGGGAGGGAUGAGAUGUUUGCAUGGCCAUGUUGAUAGCCUCUGGAUUGCCCUGUCUAGUUCUUUUUGGGUGGCUAGGUGGCGAUUAGCGUUUGAAAUUGGGGACCGUCAGCUGUCUUUGCUAGCAGCUGUUGCUCCCUCUCUCCCUCCUCCGCCUACUCCCUUUAUCCUCCUCUCCGCUCUGUGCGCUGUGGUGUAAGCGGGUGCCCAUGUCGAGAUUCUCUGGAUCCGCAGUGGCUCAGAUGCCUUCGAUCCUUUAUCUUCUGCCCGCCGUUGCAAAGGGGCAGUGAUCGCUUAUACAAUACAUUUCUCGCAGGACGGCCCGUCUCGCGGCUGGGCACUUCACACCAUUCGUGCGCAUGGCAUUCCAUGUAGCUCUGUUGCUUCACGAAUCGGACGCCGAGAACAUGAUCGUGCUGUGUCCGCUCCCCCUAACAACUUCUUCGUGAUCCCUCU